Molecule: messenger RNA, 2054 nt
Organism: Hordeum vulgare subsp. vulgare (domesticated barley)
Lineage: Eukaryota; Viridiplantae; Streptophyta; Magnoliopsida; Poales; Poaceae
Exons: 9
Coding region: 455-1423 (322 amino acids)
Source: RefSeq, a predicted model, not a curated record
GACUAGGGCGCUAGGCCCUCUGUUUCUGUUUAAGAAGAAGAACCGAGGGCGGCUCGGAAGUAGUACUACGCACGAGAGCAGGCAGGAGGGAGGAGAAAAAAACCAGCAGCAGCAGAGAGCCCCACGGGAUUCGCUCGCUCGCUCGCCUGGAUCGAACCGAAGCCACCGGAGGGUUGAUCUGAUCUGAGGAGCGGCGCGUGCGAGCCUCGGGGUCGAUCGCGGCGGCACGCGGGUUGGUGAGGGCGGUGCUGGGGUUCGAAUUGGGCAGCUGCGGUGUGGAUUUGGGGCGGAGGUCGGUGCGCCGCGGUGCGGGGUUUGUGGAGGGCCUCGCGCCAUUGCAUCGGGAGGCCGUGGACGCCGCCGCGACGCCGGAGGCAGGUCGGUCCGAAUUGGGCGGCUGGAGCGCGUUCAUGGUCGCCUAGAUCGGGGAUUCCAGCUGGCGCCCCCCGCAGCGAUGGCCGCUGAUUCCAGCAUGGGGUUCCACCAGGGGAUCGCCGCCGCCUCGGUGUACAACCACCACCACAACAUGCUCUCCUUCCAGUCGUCCAGCAGCGAUGUGACCAUGGGCGGCGGAGGCCCCGGGAUGGGGCUCAUGAGCAUGAGCGGGCCGAGCAGCACCGCCGGCAUGUUCCUCUCUCCCAACAGCAGCAGCAACAACAACAACAACGGUGUGUUCGGCAACUCGCCGGUGCUUGGCCCGUCGAGGAGCUCGUCGGGGGGCGCAUCCCGUGGCGGCACCACCGCGGCAAAGUAUAAGUUCGUCACCGGCGAGCCUUCGGAGUGGAGUGACCGCGAGCUGAAUAUACUGAACGAAGGGCUCACGAGAUAUGCUCGCGAACCUAAUAUCAUGAGGUACAUCAAGAUAGCGGCUAUGCUGCCCAACAGAACCAUCAGGGAUGUUGCAUUGCGAUGCUGGUGGGCUGCAGGUAAAGAUAGAAGGAAGAAACCAGAAGGUUUUUUUACAGGGAAAAAGAUGAGAGAUAUGAAGCCAAUGCAGGACAAAAUGUUUGCAUCUGCCCCAAUGGCUAAUUUUCACAUGGCGCCUACCAACAACUUGACCCCUUUCUCAAUAUCGGUUCAAAAUCCAAACCAGCAAUGUCAAGUUCCCAAAGAAGCAGAUCCUGUUGUGGACAGUGCAACCCAGCAGCUCCUGGAGGAAAAUAAUCAAUUGCUUAACCAGAUUGCUGCAAAUAUUGAAACAUUCAAGACGGGGGAGAACAUGGGUCUCUUUCUUCGGACAAAUAGCAACAUCAAGACAAUUUUAAGCAGAAUGAGCGAGACACCUGGCAUCAUGGGUCAGAUGCCUCCUCUGCCAGAAUUUGCACAUGAAGACAAGCUUAAUUCACUUCUUCAAGUUGACAGAAUGGUCCAAUCUUAUAGUGCAGCACACACCUCACAUAUGAAGGAAGAGCCUCGAAGCUAAUGCGUGGCAUGCACCGAAAUUGGAAAGUCCAGAUAGAUGGCUUGAGCUUCUUUCCCUUGGUUUCAUAGGGGUGCUGCUAGGAAUCCCUACAGGCUGUUAUACUGACGGAGCGCCAGGAAUAGUUGACGUACAUCCUUGAGAUCAUUCCCUACCCUUCCAGCUGAAUUUCGGGAAAGCGUGUUUGGAAGGAACGGAUUCUGCAGUUUUGCAGCGUAUGCGUGCGGGCAUCCGGUUGCUGCUCUUCCUCCAGCAACCACACCACCACCAGAUACUUGAUUCAGGACUACAGCGAAGUGACUGUAAAUAUUGGAUGGCCGAGGCAUUCCGUGUUUUGUUUUCCUUCCCCAAUUGGCCGUGAAUACAUUUUUCGAAAGGGCUACCGCCCAUUUGCAUUUCUUACUUCCUCCAGUUUGUACCCUGUACAGUAAUGAGCCUUUGCCCUGAUACAUGCUGUGCCGUGUUGGUAAAAGCAGCGAGCGGCGUUCCAUUUCAAGGGGGUAUCCUAGUUUUGCAUAAAUGCUCUCUAGUUUAGGCCUUUAGCUAUUUGGGUCAUUGCCUGUUUUCUUCAACAGCUAAAAAGGAUAGGAUGAGAAAAAGAAAUGUAGGAGUGACACUCCUGAAUUCUGAACUA